AUGUGCAUGACCUCAUUACGUUAUGAUGGUGCUCAUCAUCCCUUUGACGAUAAUGGUUCUCCUGCCAAUCGCGUUUACCUGCCAAAAUCAACGGAAUACGGGGCAAAACAGUUCCUGCGAAAUUGGUCCAAAGCACUCAUUGACCGAAUUCCCCCCGUUUCCAUGGCCGCGCCAAGAAACAAACCUGCAUUGGCAACCCCGACGCAAUAUCGCAGGCCAAUCGGCCCGAAGACAAAUCCAUCAAUCCCGGCGAAAAAGGUCGGCCACACACGCGACCGACCCCGAAUCCCCGACACCCCAUGUCGCCUCGUCCAAGUCGUCUCGUGUCAUAACGGCAGGAGCCAUUACUUCUCGUCUCAUCUCGUGACUUCAUCUCGUGACCUCAUCUGCGAUGGCCACCAUCAAGACGGCCUUCGUCCUCGCAUCCUUUCUUCUCUCUCCUUGGCUUCGAAAUCGUUCUCGUCGAUUUCAAUCGCUUUCACGGAUGUCAUCUGCCUCCUCCAAACUCAAUUUGGAAUGCUUGGCUGGUUCAUCGCCUCGACUGCCAUGGCUGGAGAGAAUCUGAAGGCGGCUGCAGUCAGCCAGAUUCUGCAGGCUCGGCGCGAUCGCUCUUCCCUCCCGAAGUCUGCCAAAGUGCAUUCUUUCGUCAGCGUUUCGAUCGAGUUUCGGGUGAAAAACCCUCUCUUCCUCCACCUGCAGGUGGCUGAGGGCCAACUCUUCCCGAGGCUGGACUAUCUCGUCUGCCAGAGAGCAACCACGUUCUCAACCUGCCAGACCUGCGUCGUGGCGCUGGGCAGGGUGAACUUCAUCUUCUCCCCUCAGACAUCCCAGAAGACCUUCCUCACGGGUCUGGGGACCUGCAUCACCAACAACGUGGCGAACAACGCCGGCCUGGACUCGACCUCCCAAACCCGUUACACCGCCUGUGCCUCUACUUUCAACGACGGAGCCGGACGAAGGCAGACGGCGAGGCCUGAGGCUACAUCCGACCUGAAGAACCAGCUCUUUCGACUGGAGCUGAACCACGUGGAGGGGAUGCUCAUGCGCAUUCACCCUGGUAAGGGGAUGGCGGACGUAGGGAGGAUCAGGGAUGGCGGACGUAGGGGGAUCAGGGGAUGGAGGACGAAGGGCGGAUCAGGGGAUGGAGGACGUAGGGCGGAUCAGGGGAUGGAGGACGAAGGGAGGAUCUGCCUCCGUCACCCGCGGCUGCUACGUUUCGAACGUUCUAUCCUGAAAAAUGUGCUGACAAGCGUCAUUCUUGGCUCUCUCCGUUCGGGAGAGUCUCUUCGAUAA
Darwinula stevensoni is the source of this 1293-nucleotide messenger RNA. The record is from the annotation of a GenBank genome assembly. Lineage: Eukaryota; Metazoa; Arthropoda; Ostracoda; Podocopida; Darwinulidae.